AGCUUUUAUUAUCUAAUAUUAUACUAUUUGUAAAAAAUUGUCUUGUUGCUCUGUGAGUCAAUAUAUGAUUGAAUAAGUAAAUAGAAAAUGAACCAAACGAAAAUUAAAUUUUCUCGCUAAUUUCCAACAGCCAAACCAAUCAAAGUUCGCUAAAUAAAAACGCAAAUCAAGCAACCGCGACAUAUUUCCAUAAUUAAAUUACUUCUAACGAAGACUUCUAAAGAAAUACCAAGAAGUAGACCUUUGUUAUUAAAAAAAUUAAAAUUAGUUUCCCGCCACAUCCAUUCCAUCGCAUUUCCAUUCUCCAGCGGAACAAAACUCUCCAGUUCCAGCUCCAGUCGCAUUCCACUUUCCAGUGUCGUCCGCCUUGUUGAUCUCUUUCUUUCCUGUUCCGAGCCGCUCGCCUCAUUCGUUCUCGAGCUUUCAAACGUGGGACUUUGUUUAUCCGCCGUCAUUGUCCUGCGCCUGCCGUUGGCUCGUUUUCGUCCGUCCGCUCGCGCUGAUCCGUGCAAAUUGUUCAGAAAUUUCGGUUUUUCCCUUCCGACGCCAAACACUUCGCUUGCAUUCACUCCCGGCGAGUCGAAAUCGGAAUUCAGUGGAAAACAACAGGAAGCAGUCGGCAGCGGCGAGUGCGGUGUUUUGUGAAAAUUGCCCAGGGCAGUGUGGAAAAAUUGAGUUGUGGUGUGUGUCCCGAAGUUCACGGAGUUGAGCGUGGAAAUCUGCAGCAGCGAUGAAUAAAACGUGCGCGCGGUGCAGCAAGGUGGUCUACCCGAUCGAGGAGCUCAAGUGUCUGGACAAGAUAUGGCACAAAACAUGUUUCAAAUGCCACGAAUGCGGCAUGGCACUAAACAUGAAGACAUACAAGGGAUUCAACAAGCUGCCGUAUUGCGAAGCGCAUAUACCAAAGGCAAAAGCAACAGCAAUCGCCGACACACCAGAACUUAAGCGAAUAGCAGAAAAUACAAAAAUUCAGUCAAAUGUCAAAUAUCACGAAGAAUUUGAGAAGCAAAAAGGAAAAGUCACACAGGUUGCCGACGAUCCCGAAACGUUGAGAAUAAAACAAAAUACAAAAAUCAUUUCGAAUGUGGCUUAUCAUGGUGAAUUGGAGAAAAAAGCUGCAAUGGAAAAGCAACGAGGAACGGCUGAAGUCGUUGAAGCAAGAGACAAUGAAUCUGAGUACUUCUCAGAGGCAUUAGCUGCCGAGCAAUUAUCACAAUAUCAGCCAACUCAGCAACAACAGCUUACAUCCGCAACAUCACAUACCCAUCAUCAAUAUCAUCAAACAAACAUGCAUCAACAACAACAACCACAACACUCGCAACAAACAUCAACAUCAUUAAGCUCCCAACAGCAUCAUCAACAUCUCCAGCCUGCUGGCCAAGUAAUUGCACCAAAUAAUUCACAAAGUUAUUCAGGUAUGAUGCAGCAACCGCAAAGUAAUCAACAAAUAGUACAUCAGCAACAGCAGCAAAUGCAAUCCUAUCAGAAGCAAACACAACAGCAACCAAUUCGACAAUCGGCGGCUGCUACAUCACAACAACCAAAUUAUGCAUCACAGCCACAACAACAGCAGCAAACGGCCUAUCAGCAACAGCAACACGUUCAACAACAACAAAAUAAUUACAUGCAAAUGCGUAGCUCGAUUUUACAAAACGCUCAUCAUCCAUCCGGGGGUGAAGUUGCCAGGGAUGCGUCUGCGAAAUACUACGAUCAGUACGAAAACUAUGCCCGGCCCACGUCAAACGCGCAGAUUUCACAGAAUUCGUACAAUAAUAAUAAUCCCAGUGUAUAUAAUAACGCACAACCGAAUUAUAUGUAUCAAGGAAACAAUAGCGCACAUUAUAACCCGAGCACGAACGGCGGGGGUAGUAAUGGUAGUGUUUUGAGUGGUAUCGGGGUAAUGGGUGGUAACAGCGGCAUUGGAAAAAUCGCAGACUAUGAUCCCCUAACAGACGGCCCUAGAUCCAUUCCCAGCACACCCCGGCAAAGCGCAACUUUGAUUUAUAGUUCAGAUCGCGGUGCGGUUAACAAUAGUACUAAUCCUCGACGGGUUGGUUCCAUUGCUGAUAUUGAUCCGGCAAAUGGUGUUUAUGGUUCAAUAACUGAACCAAAUAAUCAAAAUCAAUAUUAUCAACAACAAAAUCAAAUCCGACAAGGACAUCAGCAUUCACAUAUUCAUCAAACCCAGCAGCAGCAACAACAGCAACCACAACAAAAUCAUCAAUCAAAAGCUAAUAUGCGCGUCUACCGAGCCUUGUACGACUACCAAGCUCAAGACAUGGAUGAAGUUAGCUUUAAAGAAGGCGAUUUGAUUUUCGAAAUUGACCCAAUCGAUGCCGGCUGGAUGACUGGAAAAGUAGAACGAACUGGUAAAACAGGAAUGCUACCCGCAAAUUACCUUCAGCCAGCUAUGAUUUAGUUUUCGCAUUUUUUUUCGCAAUUCCCUAUGAAAAAUAUUAUAGAACCAAUAAAUUCAUAUUAUAAAUACCUAAUUAAAUCAUUGACAGAUCCAAACUGUAAAAGUCCUCAAAUUGAACAAUCUGCAAGAUCCUAACUGGAUCAUUUAAUUGAAAGAUGGUCCACACAAUAGUUUUAGAGGGCAUAUUUAGGGAGAAAAACAGCAGCUUAUACAUAAAUGAUAAGUUUAAAUAGAAGAGCAGUGAGAAUGCGAGGUGAAGAUAAUGAAAUUAAACGAAAAGAAUAUUGUAUUACGUUAUUAUGAAAUAAUGAACUGUAUAAUUUAUUAAUAAUAAAUACAUGAAAGGGAGAACAUAAUUUUAUGUUUUUUAAGUACCUUUCUUUCAUUUUUGUUAUAAAUUUUAUUUUCAAAAUAAAAUAAUUAUUAGUUUAUUGUUAUUAUGUUGAAUAUGAAACUCUUAGAUAGUAUGAAAUUCACCAAUAUCCUUUUAUUAUUUUUCCCUUAUGUUUAUUUAAACGCUUCCUUUCCCCUCUGUUUCUUUUCUUUUUCUACUUUCCAACCCAGUUUUACCUACUUACCUACCAUUCUACUGUAAAAUAUGUGAGAUCACAAAAGUUUAAAUGUGUUUUACAUUUACCUUACUACUUUCCUAUUAUUUUUGAAAAUCAAUCAGGAAUAAUUAAGAAUAAUCAAGAACACACGAUUGCUUUUACAUCUAACUAAAUUUAACGAAUUGAAACUUUUUUGUUUUCUACUUAGAGAUUUGCAAUUAUUGUAUAAAAAGGAAAAUAUGUAACUUAUGUGCCUUCUCGGAUAAUAAACAAUUUUUAAAAGACAAAUGUCUAAUUUUGUCAUUUUGUCAAUUUCUAAACGAUUCUUAUGAUGUAAUUGGCCAAAUUAUUGAGUAGUUUAUAAAAUAUCCGACGACUGAUAUCAUUGCUUGAGAAAACGCAAAGCCUUUUUGGCUUAUUAAGUUGUGCAUUAAUAUUGAGUGAGAAAUGUAUUAUGUGCUAACUUGAGUAAUAUUGAGCAUUUUCCUAAUCUACACUACAAUCAAAAACUAACAAUUUGUUGUUAUAUUUCAAUAAGUUACAAGUAAUAUUAUUGUUCAAACGAUUUCUUAUUCAUUUAGUUAUCAUAAGUAGAUUGCUAAAAAUAUUGGAAUUUAUAACAUAUAAACCUAAGCAUGAUGUAAAUUUCUCUAUUAUAUUAACGAAAUAUUUACUAAUUUUUCAUUUUUACUAAAUCCCUUAAAUCACUAGCUAAUACCGAUUAUAUUAUAUACAGAAGAGUUCUGAUUUAUUUUUACAUGCUAUUGCAAAUGUUUUUAUUUCUAUAUGUUUUGUGAAUUAAUAAAAAUGGAGGUUAAGGUAUAUUUAAA
This is a messenger RNA of Hermetia illucens (black soldier fly), 3800 nucleotides long. RefSeq names its product LIM and SH3 domain protein Lasp. The record is from RefSeq and is a predicted model, not a curated record. The coding region runs from base 731 to 2419 and encodes 562 amino acids. Lineage: Eukaryota; Metazoa; Arthropoda; Insecta; Diptera; Stratiomyidae. Gene Ontology annotation, cellular component: focal adhesion. Gene Ontology annotation, molecular function: actin filament binding. The transcript has 7 exons.